UGUAGAUUCUGUUGCAAUUGUCUGAAUAUAAAAUUUGUAGGUCAUGAUAUAAUUAAUGUAGCAGUAUAAUUAAAACAUAACUAUAAUUAAUGUCUUUAUGGAAUAUAUUGUUGCCUGUUUUACCUUACAACAUUGAUUUAGCUUACAUACACUUUUUGAAGCACCUUUCUCUUAUACUUAUAUUUAACAAACUUGAAAUUCUAGCUUGGUCCAUCAAAUUGGCUUGAAACAUCGUUACCUUGCUUUCGUCAUGACUUUAUUUUGACGUUGUAUAUAUAGUAUAUACGUUGCUCAAUAUUUGUAAUCACAAUUUCUUCUUAUAUCAAUUGGUAUCAGUUUUAUAAAUUCCUACUAUCCAUUCUCUAAGACGCAAAAACACUUGCUUCCACAUAUUUAUAUUACUUCUUUAAUUUGUUGUCUUAUUCAUAAGUGAACAAGGAAGGACUAUCACAGCAUCUAUUAAUUGUACUAAAGGUAACGUAAAUUGUAGUAUAAAUUUGGUAUUCCUUUAUUUUCUUUCUCAACAACGUGUGUAUCACUAUCCUCCCAUUUUCCUUUGGACACGUAUUACAUCUUUUCCUUUUGUAGAAAAUAUCUGAUUUUCAUCCCCAAACACAAAAUUCAUCUUUUCUUGGAUUUCUCUGUCUUUUCUUUCAGCACUCCAUCGCCUCCAAAUCGCUCCUUCUUUAACGUUAGUUUGAGAGCUAUUGAUCACAAAAUACAGCCCAACUUGGCUUUGCCUCCGGCCCACUGUGUUUCCAGUAGUUUUUUUCAUACUUCAAGGAUCUGGUGGGCAGAGAAGUGACUGUGGAAUUGAAGAAUGAUUUGGCUAUUUGGGGAACACUACAUUCAAUUGAUCAAUAUCUCAACAUUAAACUUGAAAACACGAAGAUUGUUGAUCAGGACAAGUACCCGCACAUGGUCAGAAGAUAAAGUUGAUAUUUUCUCUAACACAUAUUUCUGGUCUGAGACAAUCUUGAUAAUACCAAGAAGCAUACUCGAGGCAGGGAAAGUGGAAAACGUUUUUUCCAACAUAUCAUGGGUGAAAAUCAAAGAAGAACGAGCCAAAAUAGGGCACCUAGAUAGAGGUAAAAAAAUAGAAGACAAAGUUGCGGAGGAAAAGGGCCAAGAAUUUAGAGAAUACACUAAGAGGGUGCAUCUCCGCGUUGCGGAUCUGAAACUCGUAUGCAAAAAAGAAACUCCACUUAACAAUGGAGUGCUCGUUGGGAUCUUGUCGCGGAGAGAUUUUAGAUUUGGACACCAAAAAUUGGCCACAUGUUUUAUUUUAGACUAUAAAUAGUUUAAGUAUGUUCUUUUUAUGAUUAUCAAGUUCCAAAAAGACGGGAUUACAUUAUUUUGGGCGAUUUGGCUAACACCUUCUUGGGUUUUUUCUUUGGUAAACCCUUGUAUGAUUCUUAAGAUUUAUUUGGUGAACUGUGCUUCCAUUCUUGUUUAAGUAUUUUAAUGAAUGAUCAACAUUAAAAUAAACUCAUUGCCCGCUCUUGAACUCGAAAGAUGAAUAGUGGGAUAGACCAAAGAAUAUGAGUAGCGUGUUCAUUUUAGGAUAAAGUCUAGAAUGUUUUUUUUAUAUAGGAUAGUAUUAUACUUAUAUACCACGCUUGGUUAAUAUGCAAGAUGAAGGCUUAAUGAUCCACCAUUGGUUCAUGUCUAUCUCCGCUUAACGAUAAAGUUAGGUUGUCGAUGGAGGUAGGCGAUUAGAGGUCGGGAGAUUAUGAUCGUAAAAUGAACCUUGCCAAUCAGCAUUGAGGUGAACCCAAAAUGCUAGGAUAAAUUAAUAUUUUAACAGAAAUUGAUCUAAGCUACAACUCUGGAAUACUUCCCAAAUUAUGAAAUUCUCUUGUUUGAAACCAUUUGAUUAUAGUA
Solanum lycopersicum (tomato) is the source of this 1884-nucleotide messenger RNA. Lineage: Eukaryota; Viridiplantae; Streptophyta; Magnoliopsida; Solanales; Solanaceae. The record is from RefSeq and is a predicted model, not a curated record.